Molecule: messenger RNA, 2450 nt
Organism: Choloepus didactylus (southern two-toed sloth)
Lineage: Eukaryota; Metazoa; Chordata; Mammalia; Pilosa; Megalonychidae
Gene: ZNF697
Product: zinc finger protein 697
Exons: 3
Coding region: 700-2349 (549 amino acids)
Biological process (GO): negative regulation of transcription by RNA polymerase II
Molecular function (GO): DNA-binding transcription repressor activity, RNA polymerase II-specific
Source: RefSeq, a predicted model, not a curated record
ACAAAAGCCAGUAAUCACAAAGAGGAAACCAUAUAAUUUUAUAAUUUUAGCUUCUGCUGUCUGGAUAGUUAGUGGUCAGCACUUAGCUGCAGAAAUCUUCUGAUUAUCCCUGAAAAUAAUGCUCAUCUCACAAAGCAGUCUGCCACUUGGGAAGAUGGCAUUUUGGGUUGGACAGUGUCGAUCUAGAAUUGUGGAAGCCAGCUGAGGGGAAAGUCAGCUGGAGCCUUUGCAUGUGGGCACAUUCUGUGUAAGGUGAUUACUUCCUGCUCACUAGAGGAAUCCCCUAGUCUCUAUGGUGACAUGGCUUUCUUUGCCCUUUGGUGCUCUCCCUAAGCACUGGCUCCCCUGUGAGGAGGCAAGACCCUGACGGCCAUAUUCCCUAAGAGGCAAGUUGACCGUUUCCUCUGUUGGUGCUGAAGACUGACAAAUGAUUAACCCCCUGGAAAAUCUGGUUAGACCUCGGUUAUGGUCAUGAGUUCAGCCUUUUGAACUGCAGGCUUAAAUUAUUUUCCCAACAUUGUACCCAAUCGGGCGUCCCUGUGGACUCGGCUAUGGAAACUCUCCCUUGGGACAGAGUGGGUGCAGGGGGCGUGGGAAGUGAAGGAAGGAAGCCUCCGACUGCUGUUUGUGGAGGACGGGAAGACUGAGCUGGCGCUGAGGAGGGAUCCCUGGCCGCCUCCAUUACCCGUGUCUUCCUGUAUGGAACAAGAAGAUAAGCAAGGAGUGUGUGAAGCCCAGGACCCAGAGGACAAAUGGAUGGGCUCCGAUUUUGAGAACUCUGAGGACAGGGAAGGGGACCCAGAAGAAAGAGGAAUGGGCUCUAAUCUACAGGACACAGACAAGAGAGAGAACCACCUGGAGCAGAUGGGCUCCAACCCACAGGAUGAAGCUCUAAGAGGGGACUCAGAGGAGAGGGAAACAGUGCCAGACAUCUGCACAGAUGGGCUGCUGAGUGAGGACGAAAGGGUCGUUCUCCGUGAGGAAGAGGAUGGCCAACCUGGCGUAACUGAAAUGGCGAUGUUCCCAGGACUGUCUGAGUCCGACAGCAUAUCCCGAAGCCCCGAAGAGGAGGAGGAGAGUGCUGGGGAGAACCGGCUGGAGGAGGAGGAGGAGCAGCCGCCCCCGCCCGUGCUUCCCUGGAGGCGGCACCUCUCCUUGGGGACUCGGCACCGGGGCGAUAAGCCUGCCCACCGCCGCUUCCGCAGGCUCCACCAUCCCAUGGCCGUGGAUCUCGGGGAACUCGACAGCCUGAUGGCCAGCAUCAUGGACGCGCCCACCAUCUGCCCGGACUGCGGGGAGAGCUUCAGCCCCAGCACCGCCUUCCUGCAGCACCAGCGCAUUCACCGCCUCGCGGAGGCCGCCGCCGUGGCCGGGUUGGAGCCCUUCGGCUUCGCGGGCGAGUGCGGCGCGGUGGUGGGGAUGAUGGGAGUGGGCGUGCCGGGGGGCUUCGGGCCGGGCCCUGCACUGGGCCGGCCCCCGCGCGAGAAGCCCUUCCGCUGCGGCGAGUGCGGCAAGGGUUUCAGCCGCAACACGUACCUGACCAACCACCUGCGCUUGCACACGGGCGAGCGGCCCAACCUGUGCGCUGACUGCGGCAAGAGCUUCAGCUGGCGCGCCGACCUGCUCAAGCAUCGGCGCCUGCACACCGGCGAGAAGCCCUAUCCGUGUCCGGAGUGCGGCGAGGCCUUCAGCCUCAGCUCACACCUGCUGAGCCACCGGCGAGCGCAUGCGGCCGCCAGCGGCGCGGGGGUGGCGGCGCUGCGGCCUUUCGCGUGCGGCGAGUGCGGCAAGGGCUUCGUACGCCGCUCGCACCUGGCCAACCACCAGCGCAUCCACACCGGCGAGAAACCGCACGGCUGCGCCGAGUGCGGCAAGCGCUUCAGCUGGCGUUCGGACCUGGUGAAGCACCAGCGCGUGCACACGGGCGAGAAGCCCUACAUGUGCUCCGAGUGCGGCGAGACCUUCAGCGUCAGCUCGCACCUCUUCACGCACAAGCGCACACACUCUGGCGAGCGGCCUUACGUGUGCCGCGAGUGUGGCAAGGGCUUCGGCCGCAACUCGCACCUGGUGAACCACCUGCGCGUGCACACCGGGGAGAAGCCCUUCCGCUGCGGCCAGUGCGAGAAGCGCUUCAGCGACUUCUCCACGCUCACGCAGCACCAGCGCACGCACACGGGCGAGAAGCCCUACACGUGCAUCGAGUGCGGCAAGAGCUUCAUCCAGAGCUCGCACCUGAUCCGCCACCGCCGUAUCCACACGGGCAACAAGCCGCACAAGUGCGCCGGCUGCGGCAAGGGCUUCCGCUACAAGACGCACUUGGCGCAGCACCAGAAGCUGCACCUGUGCUAGGGGGAGGCCGGCCGGAGGGAGGCUGUCUCUGGGGAGCAUGCGGCAGAGUAGAUGUCCUCGGACAGACCCUAUAGGAAGACGUGGGGAGUGGGUGGGAGGGA